Molecule: messenger RNA, 4803 nt
Organism: Linnemannia hyalina
Lineage: Eukaryota; Fungi; Mortierellomycota; Mortierellomycetes; Mortierellales; Mortierellaceae
Source: the annotation of a GenBank genome assembly
AUGGACUACACUACAACAACAUCAUCAUCAGUAACAACAACAACAACAAAGUCAAAGACGACGGUCAAGGGGUCCUUACCUGCUGCACCGCUGCCGCUACUCCCACUCGAGGUGCGGCCGUCCUUCACUCGCAGCAGGAGCCAACAGAACCUCGCCAGUCCGACCCGUCUCUACAACACCGUCAGCAGUGUCCUGAGCAGGUCCCGCGUCAACUUGCUGUCAUCACCCUCCUCCGAGCAACCCCCUGCUGUCCCUCCCAUCCCCUCAAGCUAUGCUGCACAACAGCAAAGUCCCUCUGCAUUCGCCACCAUGCAAAAAGUCUACCAGUCAUACGAAGACAUCUCCUUUUGGUCAACCCUCUAUGCACAGCAUCACGUACACACCCGUCAGGAGAACCAAGGAGGCGAGAAACAGCAGCAAAAUCAAAGGCGGGAACAGCAACAGCAGCGGCGGCAGGACUGUGGGGAAGCAGCCGGAUCCAUCAAGGUUUGGCAGGUACUCACAAAGACCGUACUCGACGACAACCUUGCUGCCACAAAGCCCACGCCCGAACAACACCCUCAAAAGCAACAACUACAGCAGCAGCAGUUGUCACAACCGAGCGUGCACUUUGAACGACUGCCCAUCAAGGUCCAGACAUCAGCAUCAGCACUAUCCACCGACGGACGCCCAUUCUCCAUCGUCUUCUUCUUCACCGUCGAAACCGCACCAAUGACCCUCUGGUACCUCGAGUCCGCAUUCACCCAGUCAUCAACCGUCCACGAACACAUGGAACUCAUGGGUACCUUCCAACCCAACGACGCGCGGGACCCAACGUCGUUCUAUAUCUACGAGACUCACGCCUUCAACGUUGUCCAGCCCAUACAAGAAGACACCAUGCUCGAUAUUCAUGUCCAGAACCCAGCUGGAACAAUCUAUGCCGAGUUCUCUUACACAUUUAUCAAGGAACCCAAAGUGGGCACAUCGACCUCAAGUGUGUCAUCCACUUCACUGUCCAUGCCGAAUUCUCCCAGGACUACAGCACAUCAGGAAAACAUCAGGUGCAGCAGUACCGACGACAUCGAUGGAUUUGAGCAGGAUGAGCUUGAGCAAGAAGAAGACGACGACGAGCACGACGAAUCUGAAGCAGUCUUUGUCGAGAGCCUCUCAGAAGAACCAGACGCUGGAGAGCACUUUAUGCAGGCGACCUCCGAGUUUUUCUCAAAAAUGGGGUAUUGGUUGUACAACUCCAAGGUCGUUCAGUACAUUUCUCGGGACGACCGGUCGCGGAUAAAGACCCUAUUCCAGACAGAUGACAUUUGGAUCUUGGGAGUCAUCUAUACCUUUGACCAGAGCGAGCUGCCCCUCUCGCUGCACGAGGCUCCGCGCUCUCGGAAGAGCUCAACGUUACAGGCGCAUGCCAUUACAGCCAGUCGAUCAGGAGGAAAUGGAGGGGGUGGUAGUGGAGGAGGAGGAGGAGGAGGAGGUGCUGUGGGUGAUUCGAAAGGCAGUUCUGUGAGCAGCACAAGCCCAGUAUCCGACCACGGCGAUCCUGAGCUCUUACAGCCCAAGCGUAUGGCGGACCGUCCAAGGUCUCAAACCAUCAACUCACCCAGGGCAAGAGCAGAUUCGGACGCCCAUUCCAGGAUAAGCACUUUUUCUCGGAGGGAUAUACCACGGUCGAGGAGCAAGGAGCGGAAAUUGGAGAAGCAGAGAGAAAGGGAAUUGGCCAAGGAGGACGCCAAGGCCAAGAAAAUGGCGCGAGCAAAGGAGCGCGAAUUAGAGAAGGAGCAGCAACGGCAGCUGGAGCGUGAAAAGGCCAAGGAGAAGGCUCGACUCAAGGAGCAGGAAAAGAUGCAAAAGUUCAAGGCCAAGAUCUCGCACCCUCACUUUGAUCGCAACAGCACCCUUGACGGAUCCAGGCAUCUUUCAGCUAUCCUCGCACUUGACUCCAAGGAGCAUGGGUACCUCAAUGUCCAACGUGAACCGCAGCGGAAAUCACAGUCCAUUCAUGGCUACCAAUAUGGGAGCAGGCUGAAUGUCGGGCUCGGUCUAUCUACCGACGCUGUCGAACCAAUGCAACAGGGGGAAGUUACGAACAGUGAGUAUUCACAGGAACCCGCAGCACUGGAAACAUCGCCCGAACACUCUCCGCCUCCACCAAGUGAGCGUCCACGGUCCACCAAACAACGUUUGCUCAACCUCCCAUCAGCGCUUUUGACCAAUCUUCCCCGACAGAGGUCACCGUCAUCUUCCAGCCUUGCGUUGAACAAGCCCUGGAGAGCCAUCUCACCUCGAUCGCCCACCUCUCGGAGCAAGUUGCCGUUGGUCGCCGCCCUCUCUUCGCCAUCAAUGCCUUCGCUUCCUCAUUUCCCGUCGAACCUUUCCAGCCCUCACUCACCAGAACUAGAGUACCCCGCCGGUAUCCUAGACCCGGACGAGACCUCUGAGACUCGACCCGACACCAAUGGCAUCUCAAGGAGAGACCUGAGCUCUUCAUCGCGAUUCUCGACAACGUCUCACCUUUCAGCCGAUAGACAUGCCAGUCAGUCACCUCCUUCGCCUAAUCGAGCGACUCUUACACGAUUUAUGGCCGACUUUCAAUCAAGGAUCUGGUUCACAUACCGCAAGGAAAUCACCAGGAUCGAACCUUCCUUUUACACGUCGGACGCAGGGUGGGGCUGUAUGAUGCGAACGGGCCAAAGCUUACUGGCUCAAGCCUUUGUACAGGUCAUGCUCGGUCGAGACUGGCGCGCGGGACCUUCGGCAUCAGAGGAGAGCUGCAAAAAGUACUGCAGUCUUCUGAGUUGGUUUGCGGAUGAGCCAGAUCGGUACUACAGCAUUCACAACAUUGCGAAAAUGGGUGUUGCAUUGGACAAGCGAGUUGGCGAGUGGUUUGGACCCUCUACCGUCGCUCACGCUCUCAAGCGUCUUUCCUACAGACACCCAGAUUGCCCUGUUGCGAUUAUGGUAUCGAUGGACAGCACUAUCGAGAUAACCGAGCUUGUGAAUGCAGCAACUGGCAAGGAGAUCAGGAGUGGACAAUCAUAUGGGACGACAUCUCCGGGAAGUCCCGACCCACAACGGCAACCACAGCAGCUACCAGGACAGUGGAAGCCUGUAGUGGUGAUGAUGCCUGCCCGCUACGGACUCGACAAACUGAAGGAGGGCUAUGUGGCCAAUUUGAAACAGCUCUUCAAACUACCCCAAUUUCUUGGAAUCGCUGGUGGACGGCCUGGUCGAUCGCUCUACUUUGUUGCUUACCAAGGCCACGACCUGUUUUAUUUUGAUCCACAUACUGUCAAGGCUCGGGCGACCCAUGAAGAGAUGUCGCACUGCCCUUCACCUAGCUACCACUGCAACGUUGUGCGGACGAUGGAUAUUAUGGAACUGGACCCAUCGAUGAUGCUUGGGUUCUUGAUUCGGUCAAUGCAGGAUUUGACGGAGCUGAUGACAGAAAUGAAGCAUGGCAUGGAUCAACGUUAUUCGCUGUUCACUAUCGUCGGGAACCCUGUCCUCACUGCAGCCUCAGUUCCAGUGCCUGCUUCAGCUCCAGCUCAGAUUCCAGCCCAGGCUCCAGCUCCAAUUCUCGCACCAGUCCCAGCUUCAACGCCAGCUCCAAUGCUCGCGUCAGUUCCAACUUCAGCACCAACUCCAAUUCCUGUGCGUGCUGUUACUCCUACGCCAGUUCACACUCUUGCGCCAUAUCCCACGUUCGCGCCAUCUCCAGUUCCUGCACCAGCCCCAAUUCUCGCACCAGCCCCUGUUCCGAUGCCAGGUCCGAUUCUCGCGCCAGUUCAAACUUCUGCGCUUGCUCCACCAAUUCCUGCGCCAGCCCCGGUUCCGAUGCCAGGUCCAAUUCUCGCGCCAGUCCAAACUUCUACGCCUACUCCAAUCCUUGCGCGUAGUCUUACUCCUACGCCGGCUCCUAUUCUUGCGCCAUCUCCAAUUCCAUCCCCAGCUCCAGUCCUAGUUCCAGCUCCAGCUGUUGCCGCUGCGGCCCUCAACAAGGAAGCUGCUGUCGUGGAUGUCUUUAUCCACCGGCCUUCUUCCGAUAUGUCUACACCUGAUCAGGAAGUGCCAGAGACAGAAGAGGUAGCUGUGGAGGACGAGGACGAGGAGGAAGUGGACGAUGGGGUGAUUGUGUUAGAGGAACAAACGACAGUGGAGGAGGAAGUGGAGGUGGAGGUUGUGGAAGAGGAUGUGGUAGAGAGCAUUGUGAUGGAUUUCACCUUUGAGGUCCUUGAGCAGUUGGCAUUGGAGCUUGCGAAAUUACAACCCGUCGAGGAACUUGUUGUGGUUGAGAACAAGGUUGAAGAGAAGAAGGCAGAGGAGGAGGAGCAAUUGGUGGCGCUGGAAGAGGACGUUCUUGUAUCCUUGGAGGGCUUCGACUCGACGAUUAUGACACCUACCCCGAUGAGUCCAGUGACGAGCCCAGCGAUGAGUCCAAUGAGGAGUCCUAUGACAUGUCUAAUGACAGAUGUGGACCUGGAUGCCCCUCUGCCUCCUCUGCCUCAAUUUAAGCCUCUUAUUCCAGUACAGGUUCACCGACCGAUUUCGACGAGCCCGGUAGAUCCACGACCCAAGAAGGAGAUGAAGCGAAUCACCAGGGCGUUCCAGAAGGAAAAGUGGAUGAUCAAGCCGAGAAGCAGCAAAAGCAAGAAGGUGAACAGCAGCAGCCCUCCGGUCGAGGACGUGGCGACGACAAUGCAUGAUCAGACCGUGUACAAGUAUGCGACCAUGCUGGGAGAGGAGGAUGCUAUUUUCUUGCACGACCAGGAUACCCUUUCUGUCAAGAGCUUCGACUCUGAUAUUUCCUUCUAG